Fusarium sp. VM40 is the source of this 639-nucleotide messenger RNA. NCBI's taxonomy places the organism in Eukaryota, Fungi, Ascomycota, Sordariomycetes, Hypocreales, Nectriaceae. The record is from the annotation of a GenBank genome assembly.
AUGGACGUUUCUCCAAAGACUGUCCUCAUUCAUUACCACGGCGGUUUCCUAAUUGUGGGAGAUCGAUAUAGUUACCCCCCAUACUGGCUGUUGCACGCUUGCGCCUCCCGAGAAUGGACUUUUGUAACACCUGACUAUCGUCUGAUCCCUGAAACUACCGCUCAUGCUGCUCUCGAUGACGCAGUCCAUGCUUAUGAAUGGGUGCAUUCUGUGCUUCCUGGCCUGCUGGGUUGCCAGGUCAGCUCAGUGUUGCUGGCAAGCUCGAGCGCUGGAGGAUACCUCGCAUUAUCGACAGCAAGCGUGGUAGCUAAGAAGCCCGAAGCCCUGCUAUUGAUCUAUGGAAUGCUUGAUCCCGCAGAUUACCUUACUGGAAUUAGUGGUCUCAGCCAGUCGAUCGCUAGCAGAGGUAUUCAGGCGAUUCCUGUGGAGUGUAGUCUGCGAGCCCAGAAAAAGCUCAGAGCCGCGGGCUCUGACGUGUUGGUUGAGUUUCCAGAAGAUGCUGAGCAUGGCUUUGAUGCACGAAUUGGCAACGUAAAUGUGGAGGGACUGAAUGGGGAUGGUAUCCCUACCGUGGAAAGCUUGCGAAGAGUCAUCUGCUUCCUCGACUCAUCAAUAGCAAAUGGACCCAAGAUUAGUUAG